CGUGAGCAGGGCGCCGAGGGCCCGGCCGCGCCCCCCGCCCCGGGCGCCCGCAAAGACCCCCUCAGCCGCAAGGCCGACAUGCUGGUGCGGUUCCUGCUGGAGAAGCACGCCAGCAAGGAGCCCAUCACGCGGGCCGCGCUGCUGAAGAUCGUCAGCAGGAAGUACGAGGCGCACUCGGCCGAGAUCCUCAGGCGCACCUCGGAGCGCCUGCAGCUGCUCUUUGGCCUCGAGCUCCGGGAGGGCGACGCCGGCGGCCGGGCCUACGCGCUGGUCAGCAAGCCGGGCCUGGAGGGCGACGGCGGCGACAAGGGGCCGCCCAAGAGCGGCCUGGUCCUGGCGCUGCUGGGCGUGAUCUUCAUGAAGGGCAACCGCGCCAGCGAGGAGGAGGUGUGGGAGUUCCUCAACGUGCUGGGCGUGUACGCGGGCCGCAGGCACCCGAUUUUCGGGGAGCCCAGGAGGCUCAUCACCCAAGACCUGGUGCGCCAGAAGUACCUGGAGUACCGCCACGUGCCGGGCAGCAAACCUCAGCGCUACGAGUUCUUGUGGGGCCCGAGAGCCCGCGCCCACACCAGCAAGAUGGAGGUGCUGCAGGUGCUGGCCAAGAUCAACGACACGGUGCCCAGCUGCUUCCCCCAGCUGUACCAGGAGGCCCUGCUGGAAGAGGCGGCGCGCGAGAGCUUCCCAGGCGCAGGCAUGGUGGCCUCCGCUGGCGAGGCUGCGGGCCCUUCGGGAGCCGGGGAGCCGUCCCGGGCCCGGGUCGGCCGCGGCCGCCGAAUCUAGCGAGGCGGGAGGGGCGGCUGCUCCUCCUGCUCGGGGCGGAAGGGGGCCCUUGACCUUCCAGGUAGUGCAGAGUCCGGGGGCUGGAGGGAAGUAAGUAGUUCUUCAUAUUUGUUCUAAACUCUUAACUAAUAUCAACACACAUAUCAUUCGUAUUUAUUUAGGUGCUUACAAGUUUUUUCCUAGUAUCCCUUAUUUAGCAGUAGAAUAUAAACUUAAGAAUGGCAUGGCUCUCACCUCCAUGGCUGUUCCUCAAGGGAGAGUUACAGUGUUGUGUGCAAAACAAAGCCACAGACCAUCGAUAUUGCAUUUAUGGUCCAGAAGUAGGUAACAUGGCAUGCAGUAGGGAUUUUCAUGGCUGUGUGAGAAGAGGAAAACGGAAAAGAGCGGGGAAUAGCCAACGGAGAAACACUAGUUAAAUAAAAGGAAAAGGUGUUUAAUUCAUGGUUUACCUUUUCCAUUCAGUCUCUUAGUAAAAAGAAAAGAUGUGUUAUCAAGAA
Messenger RNA from Leopardus geoffroyi (Geoffroy's cat), 1277 nucleotides. Its product is annotated as melanoma-associated antigen B4-like. Gene Ontology annotation, biological process: negative regulation of transcription by RNA polymerase II. The record is from RefSeq and is a predicted model, not a curated record. The annotation marks the transcript as partial. Gene Ontology annotation, cellular component: nucleus. The transcript has a single exon. NCBI's taxonomy places the organism in Eukaryota, Metazoa, Chordata, Mammalia, Carnivora, Felidae.